This is a messenger RNA of Prorocentrum cordatum, 354 nucleotides long. The record is from the annotation of a GenBank genome assembly. NCBI's taxonomy places the organism in Eukaryota, Dinophyceae, Prorocentrales, Prorocentraceae.
AUGGCGGAAACGAUCCGCCACGAGGCAGACGGCGAGCUGCUCCGGGACCACGACUGGAGCCUCUGGUCCUACUUCGACCCCUGGGGGGCCUCCCCCGUCACGGAGCCCGCGCCAGCGGUGCGGCCCGCUGGCCCGCCGCGCUUGCGGGUGCGCGAGCGGAAAGCCAGCCGCGGCCUCUGCGGCAUCGACCCCGACGACAUGUGCGGAGAGGUGGAGGUCGUCGACGUGGAGGGCGACCGCAGCCUCUACAAGAUCCCCCAGGCGUACCCCGUGCUGGCCGCGCCGGGGGGCGCUGAGCAGGGGGGCCGGGCGUGCGGGGCGGCCUCGCUGCUGGGACGACAGGCGGGCAUCUGA